Molecule: messenger RNA, 3809 nt
Organism: Linum trigynum
Lineage: Eukaryota; Viridiplantae; Streptophyta; Magnoliopsida; Malpighiales; Linaceae
Source: the annotation of a GenBank genome assembly
GUGUUUCUGAAAUCCCAUAAGUAUAUUGUUCAACUUGGAUUUCUGUUGCAAAACUAGAAAGUUCUUUUGUAAUAAUAGAAACAGAUUCGGAAGAGUUAAAAUCUAUUGAAUCUAAACCUUCUAUAAACUUAGUUAUGUGAUAAUUAUAAUCCAUUUUAAAUUAUAUUUUCUUUUCUAAAUUUAUUAUUAAUUCUUUUAUUUCACUUUCUUCUUGGUUUUGUUGAAUUAUUGGAGUGUUUCUAAUCUCGGUGGUUUCAUCUUUUUGUUUAUUGUUCUUAGAUCUCGAGUUAUACUGGAAUGGGGAGGUUCAAUUCUUACGGUUAUAAAUAGUACUUCCAAAUUUAUAAGAGGUUUGAAUUUUUUUUCUAUUGUUAUGACUUCCUUAUCCUUAAAACCUAAGGUGCAACGGUUGUUUGUUAGAGCAUAAUUAAUUUGAUAGGUUACUAAAAAUGGUUUAAUAUUUUCUUUCAUGAAAAUCUCUAGCUUAAGUUCGUAUUUAUAGUUAUGGAUGAAUCCAGGUUUCCGUUUGAUAAACUUAAUCCUUGUUGGAGGUUAAUAUCAAAUUUUAUAACUCCAAGUCCUAAGUUUCCUAAUCCUUUGGCUAUUAUGCUUUCAUCAAGGUUUACUAGUCUAUCAUCCCUUAUUUCUAAAUCUAUUGUAGCAUUUAUGCCCAUUUUCAUUGUUAUUUUUUAGAAUAAUUUGUAUUGUGCUAAUAUGAAUAUAACUUAUCUUUCUUCGUUCUUCUUUGAAUUUUCUAUUCUUGAUUCUUUUAUCAUUACAACCAUAUUUUCCUACCUGAUUUAUUGUUUGGGAGCAACAUAAUUCUAUUCUAGCUUCUUUCUUAAUUUUUUCCUCGUUACAAGCUUGUUUAUGCCAUUCAUAUAGGGUUAGUAUCCUGCCUACUAUAGUAAUAGGUACUUCUUCCUUGUCUAAAGCUUCUUUGAAAGCUCUUUCUACCUUAAUUGCCACAUUAUGUGGAAGUUUUGCAUAAAACAAUUUAUCUAGUUAUUUUCUCAUUUGAGGUAUUACUUCAUAAUAAUAUUGUCUAAAUUUACAAAUAAAUGGUUCUAAAUAACACAUAUUGCACAUUCGUAAGUUCGUUAAAAUGCAAGAUCGCCUGUGCACUAAGGGUAGUAUUAGUUUUAGUUUCUUGUGGAAAUCUUCCUAGGAAUUCGAAUGUUAAUGCUCGUACUUUAUCAUGGGUUUUAAUAGCAUUGUCUCCAUAUAAUAAAUUUUUCCCUCGGAUAUCUAGGGUGCUUGGAUAAUGGUACACUGCACCUGUGGUUUUAAUUUUUAUGUAUAAGGAAAUUGAAUAUUUCAAUGGGUUGAAGUUUUCUAAGUUCUUCUUUGGUUUGUAUUAAUAUUCCCGUUCGAUUUUUCCAAUCUUCUAAAUCUUUUAAUGGGUUACUACUACAAUCCAAGUCUAAUAUAUCGAGUUGUUGAAGAUAGUGUUUGAGUAUUUUGGGAUGUAUGAGUGUGGUAUUUUACUCCAUCCUUCCUUUACUAGGAGUGUAAGAAUUUUUGUAUAAAAAGUCUUUGUAAGAGAAUUGUCCAUUAGAAAAGUUUUCAUAAUUACGCUUUUUAGAGGUUUCCGCUUCUUCUGUUUUUACAUAAUUUGUAUAAGGAUUUUCAUCGCUACUAUAAUCAUAAACUAUAUUUUUAUUCAUUUUCAAUAUUAUCUUCUGGUUCUGAAUCUAUGCUUAUAGCUGCUAGUAAAUCAUUUGGUUUAUUAAUUUGUUAUUCAAUGGUUGUCAUAAAAGAUUGUAGGGUGCUAUGAUUGUAAGCGAAUUGGGUGUAUUCAAUUUAUUGUUUCUUAAAUAUUCUUCCAAGUCUUUAGUGGUAACACAUCAUUUAUCAUCUAAUUUUAUUGUUAUUUCUUGAAGUUUAAUAAUUAUUUCCUUUAGAUCUACUUCUGAUAAAAUAAUACCGUUAGCGUUUUCACUAGAUUCGGCUACCAUUUUAUUUUUAUCUCAUAUUUUGUAAAAUUUUUAUUAACCAUAUAUUUUACUAAUUCUAAAUCAGAGUACAAUUCUUUUUGUUUUUCUUUACAUUGACAUUCUAAAAUUUUCCUUUAAUAUUUAUUAUUUUCUUAAAUUAUAUUUAUCACAUAUUUAUGAUAGUCAUCUAUUAUUUUUACUAAUUUUUCGAUUUUAUUUGAAAGAUUUUCUGUUGUCAUAUUGGAUUCAUCAAUUUACAAUGUUUUCCUUUUUUUCUUUAUUAACCUUUUUUGUCUUUUUUCCCUUAGGUGUUGUAUCACCUAACGUGACAAGAGGUUUUUUUCCCCCUUCCCAAAAAUUUCAUUCUCCCUCCCUAGUGGGCAAUAGCACCAAUUUUAGUAAUCUUCAUCCAAUACUAUAACUGCAUGAUGAUUCCAAAUAGUAGCAUUCACUGAAAAGAGUGACACAGAUGCUAUUUCUUGCCAGCUGAAUUGAAAGAGCCCACAAAUUUCCUUCCAUAUUAAGUACUUCCACACCACCACCUCAGUUUUCACAGCUUUCCAUCCAAUUCCUUUUCCUACUACAUCAGAGAGAGAGAGAGAGAGAGAGAGAGAGAGAGAAGGGUUUAAGGAAAAACGCUAGAAAUGGAGAUCACAAGAAGCUUUGUGCUUUCACUUGCUGGCAUUGGUAUAAUGGUGAUGAUGAUGAUGACGAUCUCGGCCGAAGCAACAAUGCCUGCUGUGUUUGUGCUGGGAGACUCCACAGUUGAUGUUGGUACCAACAAUUUCCUGACGGGAAGCGUCGACAGAGCUGAUUUCCCUCACAAUGGGAUCGACUUCCCUGGCUCCAAGGCUACUGGCAGGUUCAGCAAUGGCUACAACAUUGCUGACUUUCUUGCUAAGCAGCUGGGAUUGGAAAUGAGUCCACCACCUUUCUUCUCGCUUGGGAAUGGCACAGCUCCUCUGAAGAACUCGAGCUUCAAAGGUGUGAACUUUGCAUCCGGAGGGUCUGGCAUUCUUGACACCACUGGACUUAGCCCGGAUGGAGUGAAGAUGGUUGUCCCGUUGAGCGAGCAGGUUCAGCAACUGGGCUCCAUCUCCUCGAGGCUCGCCAGCUUCAAAGGUGCUGAAACCGCGGCAGACUACCUCGCGACCUCGGUGUUCAUCAUCAGCAUCGGAAGCAAUGACAUGUUCCACUAUGACCAUGACAACAGCAGCAGCAGCAGCAGCAGCUCGACAAAGGAACAGUUCAUCUCUCAACUGACAGCCACAUACCAGAAACAUUUGAGGACAAUGCUUGGGUUUGGAGUGAGGAAGAUUGGGAUCAUUUCCACGGGACCAGUUGGCUGCUGCCCAUCUCAGAGGAGAUUCAACCAGACAUCAGGCUGCUUGGAGCCCUUGAACGAGUUGGCCGUUUCCUUCAAUGCCAAGGUCAAAACCAUGAUGGCACAACUCAGCUCGGAAUUCGAUGGGAUGCAAUACUCGAUCGGGGAUACCUACUCGAUGACCAUGAAUUUGAUCAAGAGCCCUGCAUCAUACGGAUUCAAGAACAUAAAUACAGCAUGCUGUGGACUCGGGAAGCUGAAUGCGGAUUUCUUCUGCACACCUGAUGCCAACGUUUGCACGAACCGGGACGAGAUGCUGUUCUGGGACAUGUUCCACCCUUCUCAGGCUGCAUCAAAGCUUGCUGCUUCGGACCUCUACUAUGGCGGCCAACCUUUUGUGACCCCCAUCAACUUCAAGCAGUUGGCUGCCGCCUUCUAAAUGAUCCCAUUUCUUUCUCUCUGAUGUUUCUUUUGUCUAUCAUUUCAUUCGCAGCAUUUCAUUGUUUUGCUUCCUGAACAAGAAAAUCUAAUAAUAAUCUAAGAUCAAU